Coccidioides immitis RS is the source of this 4018-nucleotide messenger RNA. RefSeq names its product intermediate filament protein. Bases 62 to 3721 code for a protein of 1219 amino acids. NCBI's taxonomy places the organism in Eukaryota, Fungi, Ascomycota, Eurotiomycetes, Onygenales, Onygenaceae. The transcript is spliced from 2 exons. The record is from RefSeq and is a predicted model, not a curated record. Gene Ontology annotation, molecular function: phosphatidylinositol binding. Gene Ontology annotation, cellular component: intracellular membrane-bounded organelle.
UAAUCUAUGCCGCUUUUGAGCUAGCAGUCAUGGGGUCGACCCGAAUAUCGCGUCUGAAAGAAUGGCCUUAGGUCGCCGCGAUAUACUCAUCGCUAGCUUUGGUGGCCUCCUUGCUUGGGGUCUGCUCGUUGAAUGGCUACCUGUCCUUCGAUUUCUCGGAUAUUCCUUUGCUUUCGGAGCUGCUCUCACGGCUCUUACUAUUGGAGCCCUGGUUGUACUCACCGUUCGUGAUGGGUUCGACCAUCGAGCAAGGCCGGUCAGCCUGGCUGGCACGUCCAUUGCCUUUCUUUCCCCUCAGAACUGGGAGGAGCACUGCGGGAGCUACCGAGUCGAUGUGAAAUAUCAGCCGGAGCCGCUCUACCCACAGUCAUUCAUCGUCUCCGCUGCUCUCGAUGAGCUACUCCAGUUCGCCAUAAGAGACUUCGUCCGGGCAUGGUAUGGAAAUAUUAGCAGCAAUCUCAAAUUUGCGAACGAGAUUGAUCGUGCAAUAAGAACGGCGAUUCACAAUCUGCGGGUGAGACUGGAAAGUGAAGAUCUCGUGGAAAUUUUGGUGUCUCGAAUUGUACCCAUCUUGACUGCGCAUUUUAAAGAAUUCGAUAAGGCCGAGAGAGCGGUGAGAGGGAAGAAUCUUACGCAUAAUGUCACGGAGUCUGAAGAGCUAGAUAUCGCUAUUGCAUCCAGGUACAGAGAUGGCAAUCUACACCCCGCCACAUCACCCUCCUUUCCCGAUAAAAAUAAUGCUCAGCAAAAUCACCUGCGGAAAAUCGUUGUCUCUCUACUUCCUGGUUUGGUACCGUCAACUUUACUCGAUAGCCGGGCAGUAUCAAUAUUGAUCAGGGAAAUUAUAACUUGCGCCAUUCUCUUCCCUUUGAUGGACCUCCUAGCCGACCCGGAUUCCUGGAACCAGCUUGUGGAGGCCUAUGGCCAAGCAACCAUUCAGGACCGAAAGACUGUUCGAAAGCUUCGCGCCGCUCUGGAUCAGCAUGCCUCUGCGAUUCCGAGGUCAAAGCGGUCGCAGCAAUUUCCUAAGCUUGCCCCCAACGAUUCAGAAAGGGACUUCGAACGUUUCGUGAGAGCUAUACGACGAUGUAACAAUUUGUCCGACGCUAGAAAAUUUAGGAGUCACAUAGCGAGUCAAUUGAAACGUGAAAACAUGAUCGACGGUCAGGACCAAGUUUAUUUAAGACGCCUUGAGACAGGGAAAAGAGUGCUUGAUCAGAAAGUUGCAAAACUCUCAGCGCUUGGCGGCCACUCUAGCCCCCAGGCCAACGCCGACCUACGUUACAGCUACAUAUCUAAACCGCACGAAGUUUCUUUGGUGGAUAUUAUGCAUAAUGCCUCGGGUCUGUCGUACUUUAUGGAAUACAUGGAUCGGCACCGUCUUAUGUCCUUGGUACAGUUCUGGAUCGUUGUUGAUGGAUUUAGGAAUCCCUUAGAGGAUGAUUUUGGAGAUGAUACCCCGACAAGAUCCGUCACUUGGACGGCAACAGACCGAAAUGACAUGAUACUGAUCAGCGAAAACCAUUUAUCAAAGCCCGAACUUCGUGUCCCCGAAGAGUCACGAAAAGCCGUCAAGGAGUUUAUUAGCGCCGGCAAACGGGCCACCCCCGAACAAUACCGUAGGGCUAGAACAGCAAUACUAACUACGCAGUCAAUGGUGUUGGAAGAAAUGCAAAACAAAUACUAUCCGGGAUUCCAGAAAUCGGAUCUGUAUUACAAAUACUUAGCCUCUGAUGAGGCAGCUACAGUUUCCUCUGCUCCGUUAGAGAGAAAAGUGCUGAACCGGUCGCCAGCAUCCGAUAUGUUUCCUGCCGCAUUACAAAGAACUGGUUCUCAGUCCAGCUGUCAAUCCCGCGACAUGCGAAAACCCUUUCCCGCCAGUGAAGCACCUAAAUUGUCCCUUUUAACUGAUGCCUUGCCGACAGAGAGGCGAUCCUUGUUGGACUCGCCUCGCGCACCUUUAUUUAGUGAUGAAAUAGAGCCUGACCCAAUGGAGUCGUCGACAUACAGCCUUGGCCAGGGAUCUCACAAUGGAGAUGGAGAGAUGCAAGAUAGUCGCAUAAUAGCGAAUAUGGAAGCUGCAUUGAACGACAUAAUGAGCAAUGAGCCUCAUGAAAUCAAACCGGAGGAGUCAAAAAGCGGCAUUGGAUCACCAUUUUCGUUGCCGUACCCUGUCAGAGAUGUAGAUUCCGCGAGAAGUUCUUUUGACUCGACUCGCCCACAUGGGAACCUUCCAGAGAAGCCGAAACCCAGUAUAGCUUCAUUGGGUCUUGUUAAUACUUCUUCCCGAAUUGGUGUUUUCACAGAUGACGAUCUAUUUCCAGACCAAAAAAAAUUCAUUGAAGACGAGUAUGCAGAUGAGGUCGUGGACGAAACUCAAUCACCUGAAGAUGAGAUACAUGAAGCUGCUCCGGGUGACCUUGGUUUGACGGAAGCUAUUUCUGCUCUAAGUGCGGAUAUAGAAAAACUCAUGUCACAAGAAGCAAUCGUCGGCGCUUUGACUCGAAAAGCUGAGUUGACGAACAAUACCGCAGAGUUGCGAAUAUUGGGAAAGUCCAGGUCCAGUUUACAACGAGAGAUACGUCGAAAGGAGAUGCAAAGACAACAGUAUAUCUUACAGGAGAGUGACAACAGCCUUUACGGCCGCUCUACGGUCCAGAUCAAGUCUAUUAUAGUUGGCAAAGAGGAAGAUGGCCGUGAAUACGCUCUCUAUCUCAUCGAGGUAACUCGCAAAGCUGGCGAACAAAUGCCAGCUGCUUCCUGGGCUGUUCCCCGUCGAUAUAGCGAAUUUCACGAACUCCAUCACCAACUUCGAACACGAUACGCGGCUGUCCGACCUCUUGAGUUUCCACGCAGAAGGGUGGUAAUGAAACUUCAAAAAGACUUCUUACAUAAACGCCGUUUAGGUCUUGAAGCCUAUCUGCAACAGCUUCUACUCCUCCCGGACGUCUGUCGAAGUAGAGAACUUCGUGCGUUCUUAUCCCAGCGUGCAAUCCUCCCUGCCACUCAUUCUUCCGGCACUCCACGGGAAGGCGAGGGCCGCGACCUUGUGACCCGUAUCUACAACUCCGUUACCGAUUCUGUGGACGAUAUUCUUGGUAGCAUACCCGUCUUUGACCAACUAUCUGCCGCCGGACAAAACCUCAUAUCCGCCGCAACGACCCAGCGUAGCCUCACCCCGCAACCGGGGCUCAUCACCCCCGAAGAUAGCCUUACGGCGGCCGAAGCCGAAGCUGAACUCAGUGCGUUCGAAGAUCGCGAGCUAGAGCCCUUCGUCAAACCAAUUUGUGACAUUUUCCUCGAAAUCUUCGAACUCAACAAAGGAAAUAAUUGGCUACGAGGCCGCGCCGUAGUCGUGGUCCUGCACCAGCUCCUUGGUGGCACCAUCGAGCGGAAGAUUCGCGAAAACGCCAAAUCCCUAGUGCAAGAUACUGCGUUGCUCCGCUACAUCUCCCUGAUCAAGGACACAAUGUGGCCUGGUGGAAAGCUCCGUGAAAACAAGCCACGCACCCUUGCGGAGAAGAUGAAAAGCCGUACCGACGCCAGUGUGGUGUUAGCAACACUCAUUCCGGAUUUGGCAGGGAGUGUUGUGGGUAGAGCUAAUGCCCAGGCGGCUGCGAGGAGAAUAUUUGCCACGACGAACAAUCGAAGAUUAAAUCUGCACCUAGCGUACGAGAUCUUAGAUGAGAUCGUUGAGGUGUUGCUUGGAAGCGGGAGAUGAGAAUGAGAGUGAGAAUCUCGUGGCUAGCUACCAUUCUCUCUAUAUUUUGUCUCUCCCUCGUUCGAAGGCGCUCGUGAAUCAGACGUGCACGGUCGGACAUCCUAGCUUAGCGGCAGCCCACUUAAAACUUAGUUCGCGCUCCCCAAGUCAGGUGUGAUGCUAGUUAAUUGCAUAUCCCUUUCUCUUCAUUUUUUGGUGAUAAAUAGCUUUUCACCAUGCGUCUGUAAUUAAAUGUACGAGAUACCAUAACAGUUUAAUUGACAUGAUUCAAUGCCCUUUUUCACGGGUGCAAGCAGG